Pseudogymnoascus verrucosus is the source of this 690-nucleotide messenger RNA. RefSeq lists its product as uncharacterized. Lineage: Eukaryota; Fungi; Ascomycota; Leotiomycetes; Thelebolales; Thelebolaceae. The coding region runs from base 1 to 690 and encodes 229 amino acids. The record is from RefSeq and is a predicted model, not a curated record. The transcript is spliced from 3 exons.
AUGAAGCUUUCUGCAAGCCUUCUUGUUGUGGCCUGUGCCAUUGCCAAUGCGCAUUAUACAUUCCCCAAGCUUAUUGCAGGAGGCGUGACGACUGCAGACUGGCAAUAUGUUCGCAUGACAGCAAACCACUUCGAUCGCUCUCCUGUUACGGACGUCAACAGCGUCGAUAUUCGCUGCAAUCUCGAUCCAUCUCUUCCCGCUACCCAGACUAUGCCCGUCGCUGCCGGCUCCCAAGUUGGUUUUACCGCCAGUCCUCCCAUAUUUCAUAGCGGUCCCCUCCAGUUUUACAUGGCCAAGGUGCCCAGUGGCCAGACUGCUGCGAGCUGGGAUGGGUCUGGUGAGGUCUGGUUUAAGAUCUAUGCUCUUGGACCAACAAUUACCCCAUUAUCCAUUACAUUCCCCGCCCUUUUUAUGGAGAGAGUAUACGUCACAAUUCCGAAGUCCCUCCCCUCUGGCGACUAUCUUCUCCGCGUUGAACACAUCGGUUUGGACUCUGCCAUGUUCCCUGGAGCAGAAUUUUUCGUAUCAUGUGCUCAAAUAACCGUCACAGGAGGUGGCAGUGGAAAUCCUGGCCCUCUUGUCUCUUUCCCGGGAGCUUAUAGUCCGACAGACCCUGGUAUCAAGUAUAAUAUCUGGGCUCCCUUCCCAACUAGCUACAAUCUCCCAGGCCCAGCUGUUUGGUCGGGUUAA